GACCUCCUCAACAUCAGCUCCGUCUGUAGCUGUCCUCUGUCAGCCCAGGAGGCGUACAUGUUAAGCAGUCAGCUGAUGACACCUGUCGCGAUACACCUCCCCUUCGGGCGUCCCUCCCUGCAGCAUCCCAUGAUGGCAGUCCACCUCCUGGAAGUCCAGCUUCGUGGCCGGAUACUCCUCCCAGCUCCGACUACCGCUGUGGGUCUCCUACACAAUCACACAGAGCAUGCUCCCUCAGGCUGGGAUGGGGUCCCCAUACACCAACUGCAGUCUUCCCGACCCCCGCCUUGCCACGCCCACCACCUGGUCAUGCGACACAGAGGCACCUGGAAAUACAUCCUAUGUGUCUCUGAUACCUCCAGAUUUCCACCUCCCGGGUGAUCUGACGUACCGGCUGUCGACAUCCAUGGUGCCAAUGCUGGAAGGUUUUAGUGCAGGGAUUUGGAGUGAGCUGUAUGGACUUGUUCGGAACUGGACGGAGACAUAUGGCGCGACUAACAUCAUUAGUGGGCCAAUAUUUGACCACAGUCACAGAGGACAUCUGGAUGUAACGAACAUUAUAAAUGGAUCCUCUGGUAUUCCCUCCGACUACUUCACAAUCAUCAGCCAGCGUGGAUCUGAUGUGACCCGUCUGGACACCUGUAGAGAUCCUCAUGUUCUGGCCUUUAUACUUCCCCACCGACCGUCCUACACAUUCAACUGUCAGAAUGCAACUCAUUACCUGUUGGACAAUGAAGUCAGAGUGCGAGAUGUGGAGCUCCUCACAGGGCUAGAGUUUUUCACCAACACCCCUGUAGAGAGCUCUGCACAGAUACGGACAGCACUGCCACACACCUUAUGGAACAUGAGCUGA
Messenger RNA from Haliotis rufescens (red abalone), 853 nucleotides. RefSeq names its product venom phosphodiesterase 2-like. NCBI's taxonomy places the organism in Eukaryota, Metazoa, Mollusca, Gastropoda, Lepetellida, Haliotidae. The transcript is spliced from 7 exons. Gene Ontology annotation, molecular function: nucleic acid binding; metal ion binding; hydrolase activity. Bases 227 to 853 code for a protein of 208 amino acids. The record is from RefSeq and is a predicted model, not a curated record.